AUGAGUCCGCAGAACAUCAGUACCAAAGAUCCAUCAGAUACCAAAGGUCCAUCAGAUACCAAAGGUCCAUCAGGUACCAAAGGUCCAUCAGAUACCAAAGGUCCAUCAGAUACCAAAGAUCCAUCAGAUACCAAAGAUCCAUCAGAUACCAAAGAUCCAUCAGAUACCAAAGGUCCAUCAGGUACCAAAGGUCCAUCAGAUACCAAAGGUCCAUCAGAUACCAAAGGUCCAUCAGAUACCAAAGAUCCAUCAGAUACCAAAGAUCCAUCAGGUACCAAAGGUCCAUCAGAUACCAAAGAUCCAUCAGAUACCAAAGAUCCAUCAGAUACCAAAGGUCCAUCAGGUACCAAAGGUCCAUCAGGUACCAAAGAUCCAUCAGAUACCAAAGGUCCAUCAGUAUCAAAGAUCCAUCAGAUACCAAAGGUCCAUCAGAUACCAAAGAUCCAUCAGAUACCAAAGGUCCAUCAGAUACCAAAGAUCCAUCAGAUACCAAAGAUCCAUCAGGUACCAAAGAUCCAUCAGGUACCAAAGGUCCAUCAGGUACCAAAGAUCCAUCAGAUACCAAAGGUCCAUCAGAUACCAAAGAUCCAUCAGAUACCAAAGGUCCAUCAGUACCAAAGAUCCAUCAGGUACCAAAGGUCCAUCAGUACCAAAGGUCCAUCAGAUACCAAAGAUCCAUCAGAUACCAAAGGUCCAUCAGAUACCAAAGAUCCAUCAGAUACCAAAGGUCCAUCAGGUACCAAAGGUCCAUCAGGUACCAAAGAUCCAUCAGAUACCAAAGGUCCAUCAGUAUCAAAGAUCCAUCAGAUACCAAAGGUCCAUCAGAUACCAAAGAUCCAUCAGAUACCAAAGGUCCAUCAGAUACCAAAGAUCCAUCAGAUACCAAAGAUCCAUCAGGUACCAAAGAUCCAUCAGGUACCAAAGGUCCAUCAGGUACCAAAGAUCCAUCAGAUACCAAAGGUCCAUCAGAUACCAAAGAUCCAUCAGAUACCAAAGGUCCAUCAGUACCAAAGAUCCAUCAGGUACCAAAGGUCCAUCAGUACCAAAGGUCCAUCAGAUACCAAAGAUCCAUCAGAUACCAAAGGUCCAUCAGAUACCAAAGAUCCAUCAGAUACCAAAGGUCCAUCAGUACCAAAGGUCCAUCAGUACCAAAGGUCCAUCAGUACCAAAGGUCCAUCAGAUACCAAAGAUCCAUCAGAUACCAAAGGUCCAUCAGAUACCAAAGAUCCAUCAGAUACCAAAGGUCCAUCAGAUACCAAAGAUACCAAAGAUCCAUCAGAUACCAAAGAUCCAUCAGAUACCAAAGAUCCAUCAGAUACCAAAGAUCCAUCAGAUACCAAAGGUCCAUCAGAUACCAAAGAUCCAUCAGAUACCAAAGAUCCAUCAGAUACCAAAGAUCCAUCACAUACCAAAGAUCCAUCAGAUACCAAAGAUCCAUCAGAUACCAAAGGUCCAUCAGUACCAAAGAUCCAUCAGUACCAAAGAUCCAUCAGGUACCAAAGGUCCAUCAGUACCAAAGAUCCAUCAGGUACCAAAGGUCCAUCAGUACCAAAGAUCCAUCAGGUACCAAAGGUCCAUCAGUACCAAAGAUCCAUCAGGUACCAAAGGUCCAUCAGUACCAAAGAUCCAUCAGGUACCAAAGGUCCAUCAGAUACCAAAGAUCCAUCAGGUACCAAAGGUCCAUCAGUACCAAAGAUCCAUCAGGUACCAAAGGUCCAUCAGUACCAAAGAUCCAUCAGAUACCAAAGUACCAAUCCAAAGUGCCCAACAGGUACCAAAGGGGCCUAUCACACCUAUCACGGUGAUGAACGAACACUUUGA
Molecule: messenger RNA, 1821 nt
Organism: Procambarus clarkii (red swamp crayfish)
Lineage: Eukaryota; Metazoa; Arthropoda; Malacostraca; Decapoda; Cambaridae
Source: RefSeq, a predicted model, not a curated record